CAUAUGGAGUAGGGAUUAACUUCUCGGUAAAUCAAGUUCGUGGAUGUUGAGAGCGCGAAUUCAUUGGUUUCUUCAGUCUUUCAUAAACUAUUCAUCAAUAUUGACUUUGAAAAAUCUAUACAUUCAAUUAUAAAUUUUUCCCCUCUCCCCCCAAAAAUAAAAUCCCAUUCAAAACCAAAAAAACAAAAAAAUCCCCCAAAAAAAUAUUUUCUUUGUAACAUGAUAUUUUAUUGUAUUUAAACGAUUUGACACAACCUGUUCUGUUUCAUUUCUCGCGCGAUCUCCGUACCGUCAUAAACUUUUACACGCGGGAGAGAGAAAGAGUUCAGGUGGGACGUAAACUUUACCAAGUUGAGUGUGUGUGCAAUAUAUAUUUUUUUUAAUUAUUAAAUAAUAAAAAAAAACUUAAGCGGGUUUUUUUUUAUCAGAACUAGUGAUUAUUUAUAUUUUUUAUCUCUAAUAUAACUGAUAAAUUUUUAAGAAUUUAUUCUACAAAGUAAUUUUUUUGUUUGAAAAUUUUUUGUUUUCAUUUUGUUUUCAAUUAAUCGCGGUGAAAGGAGAAAAUAUGGAAGUGUUUAGCAACAACAACAAGUGCCAAUCGUUAAUGAACGAUUAUCCUUGCGAUAAAGACAUGAAUGAAACGCCAAUUACUAAAGGAUUAAAUUUACAGGAACUUAUUCAUCAUUUAUACGAUGCUUUUGAAACUGAUAAUGUUAAUAUUGAUAGGGUUCAGGAUAUUAUGUUGGCGUACAGAAGCAAUCCUCAAGAUUGGAAGAAAUACGCCAAAUUUGACAGAUACAGAUAUACGAGAAAUUUAGUUGACGAGGGAAAUGGCAGGUUUAAUCUCAUGGUUAUUUGUUGGGGAGAAGGACAUGGAUCAGCAAUUCAUGAUCAUGCCAACGCUCAUUGUGUUAUGAAAAUUCUACAAGGACAAUUAUGUGAAACAACGUACGCAAUGCCUUCUGAUAAUGAAGAUGAAACCAGUUCUGAAACACAGAAACUUCGUGAAACUGGAAUAUCUACACUUGAUCUUAAUGAGAUUACAUAUAUUAACGAUUCCAUUGGACUUCAUCGUGUGGAAAAUCCAAGUACUGUCGACACUGCAAUUUCUUUACAUCUUUAUUCACCACCGUAUUCCAAAUGUAAUAUUUUUAAUAAAGAAACUGGUCAGAGGUCUCCUAUUAAGGUCACAUUUUGGUCCAAGUACGGAGAGCACCGUAAUCGGGAAAUUCAAGAAACAAGAACACCCGAAGAUAAUUAAUUGCAAAAAAAAGAAGAAAAUUUCCCAUUUCUGUAUUUUGCAAACAAUUAUUAAUUAUCUAUACUUUUAUACUCAUUCGUUAAAAAAUCGAUCGAUUAAUCAAAAAGCAUAUAUAUUUUAAAUCCAAAAAGUACAUUUAAUUCAAAAAGACAAUAAAAUGUGUGAUAAAUGUUUUAGCAAAACGUUCUUUUUGUCAAUUUUGUGUACGGAUUUCUUUUUUAACGAAUAUUGUCAAGAAUUAAUGUGAAAAUUAUUUCGUAUAA
This is a messenger RNA of Leptopilina heterotoma, 1524 nucleotides long. RefSeq names its product cysteine dioxygenase type 1. Bases 566 to 1261 code for a protein of 231 amino acids. The transcript has 5 exons. Gene Ontology annotation, molecular function: ferrous iron binding; cysteine dioxygenase activity. Lineage: Eukaryota; Metazoa; Arthropoda; Insecta; Hymenoptera; Figitidae. The record is from RefSeq and is a predicted model, not a curated record. Gene Ontology annotation, biological process: L-cysteine catabolic process.